GACCGUAAAAAAUAGAAACUUCCAAGAUGGCCGAGUCCGUGGACUCCAUGCAUUUCGCAGCAAACAGUAAAACAAAUUCCUCUAAACCCCUGAUAGCCAAGCGGCCACCGGAGAGCCGACCGCAGUCUUCCAGCGACACUUACCCACCGCCCCCUAAGAAGAUCCGGGUGGAGGAGAAGGGCCUGAAGCACAGGAAAGUGAACGGAGAGGUGUGCGCAGGGGAAAAACACAACGGGAAGCAGAGUUGUGGGAGCCCAGCGAAAUGGAGUUUCGGCCCGGCCAAGGCGAGCCACUCCACCGCCGCUGCUGUGCCAGCGACUCCCGCUCGGAAAAUCUUCAAAAUCAGCAACUUCCUUGCUUCGCCCGUGAAAGUGAAGAAGGCGAAAGAGAAGCGACACAAGGAGAAGGAGAAAGGCGGCGAAGCGCAGCGGAGCUCCCCCGCGGGUGUGGAGAGACUGAGCCCAGCUAGCUACCAUACAAAGACGGAGAACGGCGACGGGAAAACGCUACAGAGAGAACAUCGUGUGAAGGAGAAAGAAAGAGAGAAGAAAAAGAAUAAAGACUGGAAUAAUCACAAACUGCCACCUGUCCACGACGGUAGAGAAAACGGAGAAGUGAUUUCCCCACAGAAAGAGCCAAAUGAGAAACCCAAAGCUGGUUCAGAGGAAGAUCUCCUGCUGAAGAAGAUCAAGAAGAAGAAGAAAAAGAAGCACAAAGAUGGGGAGAGGGUGAAGGAGAGAUAUCGACCCAAAAUGUAUCAUCGUUCGUGCCAGACGACGUGUUCAGGGGUUACUCUGGGUAUACCUGAGUUCCUCAGUCAAAUCAAUGGGAACGACAGCAGCAGCAGCAGCAGCAGCAGCAGCAGCCUACUGCACACCUCCACUGCACCACUACAACACCAUCAGGAUCCUGUUACUGCUGCUACAUCUGCCUCCAUGGUCAGGGAAAGGCUGGGCUACAGCUCCCCACUCCACUGCACACCAGUGCCGGGCUUGUCAGGUCUGGAGUUUAGACAUCUGAUCCACAUUGAGCAGCAGGCCAACGGCGGAGCGUCUGUGGCGCACGCCUAUAUGGAGCAGCUCUCUGCUCUGUCUCCAGCCGAGGUGCAGCGCUUCGCCCAGGAGUUUGUGACCUUGUCCUUCAGUGAGGACGAGGCCCAGGCCGCCAGUUUUGUGAUGGGAAUCAUUCAUGGAGCGGCGUCCUAUCUACCAGACUUCCUGGACUACUUUUCCUACAAGUUCCCCAACGCACCAGUGAAGAUGGAGGUGCUCGGGAAGAAGGACAUAGAGACGACAACAAUGGUUAACUUCUACUCUCAGGUGAAGCGGACAUAUUCCCAGGGAACAUACCGUGCCGGGGCCAUGCGGCAGGUCAGUCUGGUCGGAGCUGUGGAUGAAGAGGUCGGAGAUUAUUUCCCAGAGUUCAUCAACAUGUUGGAAGAAUCUCCCUUCCUGGAGCGGACUCUGCCUUGGGGAACAUUCUCCAGUUUGCGGCUGCAGAGUCCCACUGAGAGCGACGACGGCCCCAUCAUGUGGGUCAGACCUGGAGAACAGAUGAUCCCUUUGGCAGACAUGCCAAAAUCACCCUUUAAAAGGAAAAGAUCCACCAAUGAGAUAAAGAACCUGCAGUAUCUACCCAGAACCAGUGAGCCUCGCGAGAUGCUGUUUGAGGAUCGGACCAGAGCUCACGCUGAUCACAUCGGUCAGGGCUUUGAGAGACAGACGACCGCUGCUGUAGGUGUGCUGAAGGCUGUUCGCUGCGGAGAAGAUGGCGAUAUUCCUGCCCGGAUCACCAAAGAUGUUGUGUGUUUCCACGCUGGAGAUUUUCCAGAAGUGGUCAUGAGGCUGCAGCUGGAUCUCCACGAACCCCCUCUGUCUCAGUGUGUGCAGUGGAUCGAUGAUGCCAAGCUGAACCAGCUACGGAGGGAGGGGAUCCGAUACGCCCGCAUCCAGCUCUACCACGACGACAUCUACUUCAUCCCCAGAGGAGUUAUCCACCAGUUCAAAACGGUGUCUGCUGUCUGUAGUCUGGCCUGGCACAUCCGACUUAGACAGUAUCACCAACACGAAAGGAAGGACGAAGAGGAGGAGGAAAAAAAGUGUGCUAAUACAGAAGUCACACUUCGCGUCAAAGAGGAGGAGGACGAGGAGGACGAGGAGGUAGAAGAGAAGGAGUGUGACCCUGCUGCACAUGAAAUGACGAAGUUGGGGCAAGAGGACAUUGAAGAAAAGUACGAGCCACCCUCACAAAUACCAAGACUCAUAUUCAAGGAGGAAGAGCAGGAGACUAGAGCUGAGAUGAAGGAGUUGUCAAUGACACAGUCUGCACCUUUAGUCAAGAAGGAGAGAGAUGAAGGUGUAAUCACUCACACACUCAUGGAGCCUAAAGCAGAGGAAGAUGAGAGAGAGGGUGGUAAGGGAGGGGAAGACAGAAGUGCAGACACAUGUCAGACACAGCAGAAAGGUCAUGAUGACGGUGGAGUGGACGGCGCAUCCUUUAAAUCACUACAGCAAAGCAGGAAUGAGAAUAAUGUGGAGGAAGAGAGGCAGCAAAAGAUUGUCGUGCCAGGUCAGGGUCUGAAAGAGAAAACGAAAGAUAGUGUAAUGAGCGCUUCUAGCACACUGCCCAUCAAAAAGGAAAAGGACAAAGGAAAAAGAGAGAAAGAUGACAGGGAGAAGCCAAAAGAGAAGGAGAAGAAGGACAAGGAUAGGAGCAAAGAGAAGGAGAGGGAUAAAAAGGACCGGGGCAAAGACAAGGAUAGAGAGAAGGACAGGAUGAGAGAGCAGGAGAAAUUGAAAACAGAGUCAGGAAGAGAGGGAAGUGCAUCGAUCCAGCUUUUGCCACAGAUGAGGAAAAAAGAGGAUGAGGAGCGGAUAAGAGAUGGCAGUAAAACCUCUCAAACAUCUCUCCAUACUCAGAAAGAUGAUAAGUGGGACUCAAAGACACACCCACAUGUCAAGAGAGAGAAGGAGCAUGAGAAAGACCGGGGGGGCGCACAGGCAGUGUCUAACUUACGGCCAGACAGAGACGAGGCUCGAGAGUCGCUUUCACAUAAACACAAGUCUUCACAUGGGAAGAAGGAGAAGAGUGGAUACAAGGAGGGAAAAGAGAGCAACUCAUCGAGUGUGCAAGGUGUGCAGGCAAGGUCAGGGAGGGAAGAUGAGAAGACGGGUGCUCAGAAACCUGCAAAUAUCCAAGUUAAAAAAGAAGGAAAGAGGGAUAAAGAUGUCAGCAGUAAGGACGAGAAGAAGAAGUCUUCCUCUGGUCCUACACCAACAGAACACAAACCACCACGGACGCUCAUUACCUUUGACCUCUUUAAGCCAAUGGAGGCUCACCAAACAUUUGCCCUUUCCUUCAUGGACAGUCGGCCUAAGGCUCAGCACCACAGUGACUCUCGAGGCUCUUCCUCAAAGCCUGGAUCUGACAGUCGGACAGUUGUGCCCUCUAAAGGACCAAGAGUAAAGGACUCGAUGCAGGGAAAACCUGCCACACCCCUACAGGACACACGGCCCCAGCAGCACUUGUUAAAACAGCCUCUAAAAACACACACACAGGCCCAGACAGAGAAGACUUCUUAAUAUGAAUGUCUAGUCUUCUAUUUCUACUGUACAACUUAUGCCAAGGCUUUGUUAAAAAUAUUUGAAAAUACAUCCUCCCUUUGGUUCUACAGACGAGUGGGUGCAGUCCCUUACUUUGCUGACAUAGUCGAUACGUUUUCACACACAGUUGAAGAUGGUUGUAGCUCAACUACGCUAUUCCAAUGGACUACUGUCCUUAUCCCAGUAUACAAACACUGGCAGAGGAUUGAUUUUAUUAAGUGAAGUGUGUCUGCCACCACUCCACUAGAUGGCAAAAUGCCCUGGUUCCGCUGGUUGGUAUUAUCUGGUGGCUAGUUGUUACAUGUCAAACGCCAUUCUGAGUCUUCCUACCAUCCGUUAAUUUAAAAAUAGCACAUUUUUUUAGCCGAUAGAGCAUAAAAUUGAUCAGUCCAGAAUAACAUAUCGGCCCAGAUUUUGCCAUGUCUUUGUCGCUACAGUGUACCAGCUUCCUCUAUUAUCUCCAGUUUAAGUUUAGGGUGGGAACUGCCAGGUCAGCUCGAGUCCUACUUAAUGUAUACGUGCCGUAGUAAUUCGACUCCUAUUCUCAUUAUCCGGCUGCGUUUGUCCAACUGUGAGAAAUUUAGUUCAGUACAAUCUCAAUCGGACAGACAUGUUAACCUGUAUUUUAAAAGGUCCAGUUUUAGUCAAACUAACACAAUCAUUCAUUUUAUCCUGAUGUCAUGUAAACGUACUGACUGAUGUAGUGAAAGGAGGAUUCACUAUCCCAAGUAUUUUAACAGUGCCCAAGAAUGUAAGCUAAGUAGGUCACUUCACGUUUGUUAGCAAGUGUACGUAGGCUCUAUACCGAAUGUUCAGGACCAGUGUGUCAGUGCCUGUGCACUACUUAGCUUCGCUCUUAAAGCACCUAUUUUAGGUACUGGACUAGUCAAUCUGAAAACAACCAUUCUCACCCCUCGCUGUUGGAAAUGUCACCUGUGUUAACUGUUUGGAAGAAAAGUGUCAGCGAGUCACAGUGCUCUCCUGCUGACGUCCUCUUUGCCUUGUUGCUUUUGACGAUGGGGUUUGUUAUAUCAACACUCCAAAAAUCGGAGGAUUUGUUGUUUUCAGACUGGACUUUGACUCGCACAGGGCUGUAAAUGAUACUGUAUGUACCAAAACUGUACAGUAUAAAUGUUAUUAGCACCAAUGUGAGAAAAUGUAUACAGAAAUUGCAUAUAUUUUUUGUAAGACAAGUUUUAUUUUCCAUAGAACUUAUUUAUAUUAUUUACUGUCUGUUUUUAUUUGAAACCAACGUAUGUGGACAAAUUUUGUUGUAAAUACAUUUUAUUUCCUAAGAUAAGACUUGGUAGUGUGAUUUAUACUCUGAUCAGAACCUCUCAAUAAAUGGUUCAAAAAUAUAACUGACA
This is a messenger RNA of Solea senegalensis (Senegalese sole), 4969 nucleotides long. Its product is annotated as lysine-specific demethylase RSBN1L-like. The record is from RefSeq and is a predicted model, not a curated record. Gene Ontology annotation, cellular component: nucleus. NCBI's taxonomy places the organism in Eukaryota, Metazoa, Chordata, Actinopteri, Pleuronectiformes, Soleidae. The transcript is spliced from 8 exons. The coding region runs from base 27 to 3581 and encodes 1184 amino acids.